AUGGCUGAAUAUCAGAGGCGGCUCUUAGAGCAACUUAUGGGCAAAGAUGCCCUUAUAUCGCCCGCUGUGAGACGUCGAGAAACGCUAAUGUCAGACCAUCGAGUCUGUAAGAGUUUCCUUGUAGGUACAUGUCCUCAUGAUUUGUUUAUAGGAACCAAGCAAGAUAUAGGGAAAUGCCCACUACUUCAUCUAGAGAAGCAUAAACUAGAGUACGAAUAUCUCACGAAGAAGAAGGGACAACAGUUUCCGGAGUUCGAGUACGAUUAUUACGUUAACCUUCAGCGUUAUAUUAAAGAUAUAGAUAGAACGAUAGAGACUGCAUUGAAAAGAUUAGAGCAUACACCUGAAGAAAAGGCCAAAAUUGCAGCUGUAACUAAGGAAUUAGAUAGUCUUGACAUCCAAAUAGGGCUUAUGACCCAAGAAAUUGACUGUCUUGUUGAAGUCAACCAAAACUUGAAGUCCCUAUACGAAAGUGUCAAGUUGAAUGAGCUCUGCAAGAAAAGAGAGGAGCUAGCAGAACAGGCCAGGAACUUAGUGGAAAACGUUGGGCAGUCAGCACAACAGAAGCUUCAAGUUUGUGAACAAUGUGGUGCAUAUUUGUCUAGAUUGGAUAGUGACAGACGUCUUGCUGACCAUUUCAUUGGUAAGAUCCACUUGGGGUACGUUCAGAUGAGGAGUGCGUACGAAGAGUUGCACUCCAAGUUCAAGUCUUACAGUUGA
This is a messenger RNA of Dujonia railenensis, 720 nucleotides long. NCBI's taxonomy places the organism in Eukaryota, Fungi, Ascomycota, Pichiomycetes, Serinales, Debaryomycetaceae. The record is from the annotation of a GenBank genome assembly.